Messenger RNA from Anopheles moucheti, 1968 nucleotides. It is a transcript of the gene eRF1, whose product is annotated as eukaryotic peptide chain release factor subunit 1. The record is from RefSeq and is a predicted model, not a curated record. The transcript has 8 exons. Gene Ontology annotation, molecular function: translation release factor activity, codon specific; sequence-specific mRNA binding. Gene Ontology annotation, cellular component: cytosol; translation release factor complex. NCBI's taxonomy places the organism in Eukaryota, Metazoa, Arthropoda, Insecta, Diptera, Culicidae. Gene Ontology annotation, biological process: cytoplasmic translational termination. Bases 395 to 1711 code for a protein of 438 amino acids.
CACACGCACACCCAUUCACCGUCGUUUCAUAUUGCAAAACCACAUGUGAAAGUAACCUUAAUUGUCCCGUAAAUGUCUGGUUUCUUUAUCUUAUUAAAUCGUAAAUAGAGUGAAUCGUUCGUGGCAAUUCUACAACAAAUCCCAUCUGCAUAAAACGGUCGUCUGCACAAUAAAAGUACACUUUCGUUGACUCCCAACUUCGUUACUGGAUUACGCUUUGUCUCAACAGAACGAACAGCUGCAGUUCAUGAUCUGCAGUACGCUAUAACCGAAAGGAAUACGUAAACGUAUCGUUGAAGUAUAUACAGCUAUAUACAUUCACGAUUUGUAUCCAGCUACUUUUCUACCACUGUUAUUGAUUUUAUUUUUACUAUAAAAGACAACAUCUAGCAAUAUGUCUUUCGAUGAGACAUCCGCGGACCGCAAUGUGGAAAUUUGGAAGAUUAAAAAGCUUAUAAAGAGCUUGGAAAUGGCAAGAGGCAAUGGAACGAGUAUGAUUUCGUUAAUCAUACCUCCAAAGGAUCAGAUUAGUCGCGUAAGCAAGAUGUUAGCAGAUGAAUUUGGAACCGCAUCAAACAUAAAAUCCCGUGUAAACCGUCUGUCCGUACUCGGCGCUAUUACUUCUGUUCAACACAGAUUGAAACUUUACACCAAAGUGCCUCCUAAUGGAUUAGUGAUUUAUUGUGGAACGAUCGUCACUGAAGAAGGCAAAGAAAAGAAGGUCAACAUUGACUUCGAGCCAUUUAAACCAAUCAAUACCUCCCUUUAUUUAUGUGACAACAAAUUUCACACUGAAGCAUUAACUGCACUUCUUGCCGAUGACAAUAAGUUUGGUUUUAUUGUUAUGGAUGGUAACGGGGCCCUUUUCGGUACCUUGCAGGGUAAUACUCGCGAAGUUUUGCACAAAUUCACUGUUGACCUACCGAAAAAGCAUGGUCGGGGUGGUCAAUCAGCGUUGCGUUUUGCAAGAUUGCGUAUGGAAAAGCGUCAUAAUUAUGUACGAAAAGUAGCUGAAGUUGCAACCCAGUUGUUCAUCACAAAUGACAAACCUAACAUUGCCGGAUUGAUUCUGGCAGGUAGCGCUGACUUUAAAACGGAACUAAGCCAGUCUGAUAUGUUCGAUCCGAGAUUGCAAUCAAAAGUCAUCAAGCUUGUCGAUGUUUCUUACGGCGGAGAAAACGGUUUUAAUCAGGCAAUAGAACUGGCAGCUGAAUCGUUACAAAAUGUAAAAUUUAUUCAAGAGAAAAAAUUGAUUGGUAGAUACUUCGAUGAAAUAUCACAGGAUACUGGAAAAUACUGUUUUGGAGUGGAAGAUACUCUGAAGGCCCUUGAGUUAGGAUCUGUAGAGACUCUUAUAUGCUGGGAAAAUUUGGAUAUUCAGCGUUAUGUAUUGAAGAACCAUGCAAGCGCUACGUCUACCACAGUAUUACAUUUAACGCCUGAGCAGGAAAAGGACAAAUCUCAUUUUACUGACAAGGAGAGUGGCGUCGAAAUGGAAUUGGUCGAGUCGCAACCACUACUUGAAUGGUUAGCUAAUAACUAUAAAUGUUUCGGUGCAACUUUGGAAAUUAUUACGGAUAAAUCCCAAGAAGGUAGUCAAUUUGUACGCGGUUUCGGAGGAAUAGGAGGAAUUCUGCGUUAUAAGGUAGACUUUCAAAGCAUGCAGCUGGAUGAAUUGGAUAAUGAUUGUUUCGAUCUGGAAGACUAUUAAAACUUCAUAAACCUGUCGUUGCAUGAUCGCGUAUGCAUAGAAAAGAGGUAAUCAACGAUGUACACCUCUUACUAUCGAUCUUAAAACUAAAUAUAUAUAUAAAGCAAAAUAUGAGAGCGAAAAUUCAUGUUCUAAAUUGAAAGCUAUAAAUCCGGCACAUGAUUACACCGAUAUGCCCAGGACAUGAACUUUGGACAAAACAUGAAUAAAAGUAAUAAUAAGCACAUAUGCAAACUGAAAUCAAUGUGAACUAUCAU